ACUGUCUACUUUAGAGAUUCUCCUUGACAGCAGGAGCGUUUGUUUUCUGCCUCUGUUGAAACCGUGGUUUGUAUUUAUGGUGUUGAUGAGUAUCUCAAUAUAGUAUCAUAAUAACCUACAUAUUAGUAAACCUUAACGACACGUCUGCGCUCGGAAUGUCACGGUUUUUGUCGGCGUUUAAGUCUGAAGUACUGUUGCGCUCUUCUUGUGGUUGUAACGGAGUUUCAGACACUCUCUCGGUGAACUGCUCGGCUGAAUCCACGCGUCCGUGGAGGCGGCGCUUACCGGAGUUCACUAAAGAGCAAACGUUACGUUAGUAAGCUUCAGUCCCGAGCAGUCAGUCCACCUUUGACUCAACGCCAAACAGUUGAUACGAUUUACAUCUAGUUACUAAUUCUAUUAUGGUUCGCUUUCUAAUUGGUUCCGUCCAGUGAUUUCUGUCCUGGCUGUCAUGUGAAAACUGUUCGCCGUCUCUCAAUCUUCAGAGAUGCUGAGCUUUCAAAGCACUUACAUUGAGAUUGAGAAGGACUUCCAAGCACCAGAUUAAAAAACAGCAACAUCUCCCUGUCUCCAUCUACCUCUGCCUUCAGACAUCCAGAGUCCGGUCUCAAAAGAGUAUGGCGUUUUUAAUUAAAAAGAAGAAGUUCAAGUUUCAGAUACACUUCACCCUGGAGGAGCUCACGGCUGUGCCGUUUGUCAAUGGGAUGCUCUUCUGCAAAAUCAGACUGUUGGAUGGUGGAGACUUUUCCAUUUCUUCAUCCAGACAGGAGGUUCAGGAGAACUGUGUUCGCUGGCGGAAAAAGUUCUCCUUUGUGUGUAAGAUGAGUGCCAUUCCUGCCACUGGGGUCUUGGACCCCUGCAUUUGCCGAGUGUCUGUGCGUAAGGAACUUAAAGGUGGAAAGGCUUUUUCAAAGCUGGGCUUUGCUGACCUCAACUUGGCGGAGUUUGCUGGUUCAGGCUCCACUGUUCGCUGCUGUAUACUAGAGGGCUACGACACCAAGAACACUCGGCAGGACAACUCCAUUCUCAAGGUUACUAUUGGUAUGACCCUUCUCUCUGGAGAUCCCUGCUUUAAAACGCCAGUGAGCACAGCUAAAAACAUUGCCAUGGCUGGUCAGGACCCCUCUCUGCAGCUGGACCGCAAGGGAGAGGGCACCGCUCACCACUCUGCACCGUCCCUCGGUGGCAGCACUCGUCGAUCAGUCAAGAGCAGACCCUGUGUGAACAACUCUGGAGGACUUCAGGAGGGAUUGGAGGAGAACCUGUCCAGUCCAGAUGAAGUGUUUCCCACGGGACACUCUCGCAACUCUAGCUUUGCCAGCCAACAGAGCAAAAUCUCAGGUGGGACUCAGGGCACGAUCAAAAGAGCAUCAGGCUACAGUACGGAGCACUCUCACUCCUCCAGCCUGACAGAUCUGUCCCAGCACCGGCGGAACACCUCCACCAGCAGCAGCAACACAUCAGGAGGGACGUCCACAACUAUUGAGAGCCCCGUAGAGCCAGAGAAAGAGGUGGUAAAACCAGAGAGACCACCGCGUCCUCCACGACCUGCUCUGCCCCCAAACAGAACCUCAAGGAGAAAGACGGACUCUGUGGAAAACCAUCCCACAUGGGUGGACGACACGCGCAUUGAUGCAGAUGAUAUCGUGGAGAAGAUUGUGCAGAGUCAGAACUUUGCGGAUUUUAGCAACAUUGAAGACAGCAAUUUAACACUGUUUGUCAGUAGAGAUGGGACCACAGCAUUAAGUGGCAUCCAGCUUGUCAACAGGGUGUCUGCGGGUGUUUUUGAACCCGUGGUGAUUGAGAGCCAUUAGAUCUCCGAGGCCACAGCAGUCACUCUCUCACACAGCCACUCUUUAUUUGUAAAUGAUGGCGAGAGCAAGACAGGGACUGGAUGUCCGAGUGGGCACCUGACUUCACAACUUGCUCCUCUUAUGGGCCUAACAUAUUACUCGCCUAUUACAAUUGUAACACCCUAAUCAUGCAUUACAUUUGCUGAAAAAACAGUGGUGGGUACGUUCAUUGUUAUAUGAUUAGGAAUGAAUUAAUCAUAAUUAUUUUACAGCGGAUUCUGAAAAUACAAACUACUUGAAAUGAGGCAAGAUGGGAGCUUCAGUCUAACACUGUGAAAGAUGAGGGCAGUCCAAAGGUUUUAGAAAGAAAAUUCAGUUCUAUGUUAUACUCAAAUUUUAGCAGCUUUUCAGAUAUCAUUUAAAGUUUUGAAGUGGGAUUAUUUAAUGUCUUAUAUUUCUUUGUGAUGCAUUUACACCCCUGGGUACUGUCUAAUAAUGCAGUUUAGUCGGUAACCAGCCCAUUAGCCUGUGAUAAAGAUGGAAUAAUAUUCAUGAAGUCAUGUAUGGCUGGCCAUACAAAUACGUCCGAGGCAAAGAAAACAGUUAAGCCAUUCCACCAUAUAACCAAUUUCAGUAUCUCUACACUUGUGCUUGUUUCUCAGAGGUGGGCAGUAGUUUGCUUACAUAUGUUCCAGCUGGCCUGGUCAACAUGAAAUACAAAAAUAUACUGUACUGCCCCCUCUCUUCCUUUCUCUUUCUCUUUUGUAAGUAAAAUUCCCAGUGUAUUUCUAACUUUGUCUGUCAGAACUUCUGUUUCACUCUUCAAAUCUUUCACUUUGCUGCUGAUUUCGGCUUUGAAUAUUCAUGUGACUAUGAGUUUUGGCUCUGAAAGCACUGCCAAGUCAUUUGUGGCAUUCUGUCACUAAUGACUUGUCGGUAUCUACAGUAAAUGUCAUAGCCCAGUGAGAUCCUACAAGGUGCAGCUUAAAUAUCAAGAGCAAUUGUUGUAAAAUGCAGCUGAAUAAUUGCAUUGUCUGCAGGGCGAGAUCAGAGACUGUGACUCAUUGUCACACGUCUGUCCUUGGCAGAGUUUCUGGUGUGCAAUAGGAAACAUGUACAACAGGCAUGACAGUGAAACAGAGUCUGUCAUGCACUGCUUGUUUGUCAUCUAAUUAGCUAUUCAUGAUCCAUGUCAUGGAGAUGAAUCUUUCUCAGUUGAUCUGAGAACAUUCACCACGUUCAAGACUGACGUAGUGGGUUUUAUUCCCUUUUUUGUGUCAGUUGAGAGAAAAGUGCAAUGUGGGCCUGUUGUUUUGUUAAAGCCCAUUUUAAUGAGUUCUUUCAGGGAAUUUAGCCCUAAAAUAUUUCACCUGUCCAGUGGCUUAAAAUGAAACGUUUAAACAAUCACUGUUCACUAGUAUACUGCACAGGUGAGGGUAUUUGUGUUUUAAAUAUAUAUAUAUAUAUAUAUAUAUAUAUAUAUAUAUAUAUAUAUAUAUAUAUAUAUAUAUAUAUAUAUAUAUAUAUAUAUAUAUAUAUAAUUUUCUUAUUAUUCAUGCCAUUUAAAGUAAAAAAAAAAACGAGUCUGUGGGAUCAUCCAGCUGUUUCUCUGCAGGAUUAGUCCACAUGUGAAUCAAAAGUAACACUAACUUUUAAACGGCAAACUAUACAGUAUAAUAGUUAUGUGGCCUGAUGAAGCCCAGUGUUCUGGAUGUUUCUGCUUAGCUAGUUUAAAGGGAUUCUCUGAAGACACUGAAAAACAUAUCUAAGUGUUCUCGUUGUUUACUCUUGGCUUUCUUCUACUCUUACACAAAAAAGCUAUUAGCAACUAAGAACAAUAACUUUAUCCUGUCAUUUUUAUAUUUUCGAGCCAGCAGGCUGGUUCACUGGAAUCUGUUUCAGGGGGAUUUUUUCCCCUUGACCUUGGUGUUAAGUAAUUCUUUAAAUUUGUGAUGAAAUAAUGUCCAUCUGUGGUUCUUGUUCUUUCUUCUGUCUUUCUCGGACAAACACAUUUGAUUUAAGAUGCUGUUGCAGGGAGCAGACUGGGGUCUGUAUGCAAAAGAUGGAAGCAAUGUAAUUUAUAGUUUUUGUACAUUUCAGUAAUCUGGAGCUCAUGUUCUCUUUAAAAAUAAGGUUUAAUCAAUGCACGCACAUUCUGAGGAUUAACAGUGUUGAGCAGCACAGGCUCCAGGAUACUGAAACCUGGGAUGAUAAAUAUGUAAAGUUCACUACAGCAGCACUUAAAUUAUGAAGACUAGCUAAUGUCACACACACAUUCUCCAGAAUCUUUAUCUUCAUCUCUCCUUUACUAUCAUAAAUGAUGAAAGCUAUGCACUUACAGAAAGCUUUCCAUGAUAACAUCCAUAUUAAUGACAGCAACAUUCAGGAAGUAAAAUAUAUUCUGGAGAUUUGUUUAAAAAUAUAUAAAUGCAUAUACCACUAAAGUACUAUGGAAAUGAAUGUAUUUUUCUGAUCGUGACAAAUAUUUAUAUAUUAAGAUCACACAUAAGCAAUGUGCUGUUGUUCCAAAGUUUUCUCUGUCUUAUGUUUGGUUUCAUGCAUCGAGAGGAUACUUUUGAAUGAUAAACCAGCAGAACUAUAUUUCUACACUCAAAUGUGAAUGUUUCUUUCUUUAAUGAAACUGUCAGGUCAGAUUAUCUGUAUGUAUUAUUUGGGGGAAAUAAAGAUCAUGUUGGGUAUCAUGAAUAAUAA
This is a messenger RNA of Carassius gibelio (silver crucian carp), 4505 nucleotides long. Its product is annotated as protein FAM102A-like. NCBI's taxonomy places the organism in Eukaryota, Metazoa, Chordata, Actinopteri, Cypriniformes, Cyprinidae. The record is from RefSeq and is a predicted model, not a curated record. Bases 618 to 1814 code for a protein of 398 amino acids. The transcript is spliced from 12 exons.